Messenger RNA from Desarmillaria tabescens, 1032 nucleotides. RefSeq lists its product as uncharacterized. Lineage: Eukaryota; Fungi; Basidiomycota; Agaricomycetes; Agaricales; Physalacriaceae. The transcript has 9 exons. The coding region runs from base 223 to 1032 and encodes 269 amino acids. The record is from RefSeq and is a predicted model, not a curated record.
GCUUCUGCCGUUGCACUUCAUAUGUGCUCGGCUACAUUCUCCAAGCUUAAGAGAGAUUCUCCAAUGGAUUUCUGCUAUAUAUAUCUCACUAUAAUUUGCGGAAACCUACCAAGAUUUAGCUGAGACCCCUUGAACUGGUUCUCUUUCCUCCGAUCUGUUUAUAUUUCUCAUACUAUUUUCAUACCUCUAACAUAGUCCAAUAUCCCUGGAAGCCCUCAAGACAUGUUUUCCGGAGGGAAUAUCCACAUGAGUGAUCAGCUAAAGUACAUAGAAGUAUUAUUACGCACGAACGCAUCUUUGUCAAGUUCGCACACGCAAACGCGAACGCAGAAUUCACCGUGCCCUCCUUCAGCGUUGUUAAAUCUCCUGAGCCGGGCUAACUGCAAGAAUUUCACAUUACGCUCGCCGAUCGCCUUUCGAUCCCUGAUAAGCAUCCAUUCCACGACGGCUCGGAGGAGGAGAGCCUGGUAUGGUGCGAGUCAUGCGUGUAAGAUCAUGGAAAGUAGUGUGGACUAUUAUGACACGAUGGCUGAGGACGGGUCCACUCAAUUCGCAGGCCAUCUUGGAUCUCAAUUCUGUUGGCGCAGCAUCGAUAGUCCCCGCGCCUUGAUAAAGAUCUUCUGGACUUGCGGUCACUCAUUGACAGAUCCCGCGCUUGUGCAUUUCUCUAUAAAUCCAGGGGAAUAUGAGUACUUAAACGUGCUAGAGCUUCGGGUUCACAAGAAGUGGGUGCUCGCCUCGGAUGAGCUAUCGGCACCAAUUCGAAUAAGAGAGCUCAACCGAGACAGAAUAGGCGCCUUGCAAAGUUCCACUUUGGUACUAACCAGUCCAUAUGGCGCAAUUGAUAACGAAGAAGGCAUUUUGGGCGCUACUUGCAUGCGGAACUGCCUGCCAUGUACAUUCUUCCUGUCUUCGGUAUUACUGGGCGUCGGAAAUUUCUGUCUGAAUUUCCGUGCAAGACGGCGCCUAUCAAUAUACUGGGACAAAAGAAUUGUAGGCUGUGGUCCCGAUGUACGCAUGUCAGAGUCCUAA